This is a messenger RNA of Leptidea sinapis, 578 nucleotides long. RefSeq names its product 40S ribosomal protein S17 (gene RpS17). The record is from RefSeq and is a predicted model, not a curated record. Gene Ontology annotation, molecular function: structural constituent of ribosome. Gene Ontology annotation, cellular component: ribosome. The coding region runs from base 155 to 556 and encodes 133 amino acids. NCBI's taxonomy places the organism in Eukaryota, Metazoa, Arthropoda, Insecta, Lepidoptera, Pieridae. Gene Ontology annotation, biological process: translation. The transcript has 3 exons.
UGAACUUUGAUUGUUGGAGUAAUAGUAGUGUUCUGUGGUAAAUGGUAAUAGUAUUCUGUGGUAAUAGUGUUCUGUAGGUGUUCUGAUGUCUCAUUUGACAUUAACUACCUACUUUCUUUCUUGUCAAAGUAGCUAAAGAUAAAGUGCACUAAAAAUGGGUCGUGUUAGAACGAAGACGGUCAAAAAAGCUGCAAAGAUUAUAAUCGAGAAGUACUACACAAAGUUAACCCUUGAUUUUGAUACCAACAAGAGAAUAUGUGAGGAAAUUGCAAUCAUUCCAACAAAACCUCUGCGGAACAAAAUUGCAGGCUUUGCUACCCAUUUGAUGAGACGUCUAAGACAUUCCCAAGUUAGAGGUAUUUCAAUCAAGCUUCAAGAGGAGGAACGUGAAAGACGUGACAACUAUGUGCCAGAAGUUUCUGCCCUUGAACAUGAUAUAAUUGAAGUUGACCCAGACACUAAGGACAUGUUGAAGAUGUUAGAUUUUAACAACAUAAAUGGUCUUCAGCUUACACAGCCAGCAACCCAGGGUGGUUAUAGUGGCAGACGUAAUUAAGAACAAUAAACACUUAAUAUAA